AUGCCUGGUGUUUGCAUGCUGCGAUUUCGUCUCCUUCUUUUCGCGGCCUUGUGCAUCAUUAGCUGGCUCAGAGAUACCACAGCGGACGGGCUUUUCCCAAGCGAUCAUGCAUCGCAACCUGCGAAAGACAGUGGAUCGGCCCAUACGAAUAACUGGGCAGUCCUAGUAUGCUCGUCGCGAUAUUGGUUCAACUAUCGACACAUGGCGAAUGCGUUAGGGAUGUACCGCACCGUGAAGCGGCUGGGGAUUCCAGACUCAAACAUCAUCCUGAUGCUCGCUGACGACGCGGCGUGCAAUCCGCGAAACAAGUUCCCCGGCUGCAUGUACGCAAACCAGGACCGGCAUCUCGAUUUGUAUGGAGACAAUAUCGAGGUGGACUACAGGGGAUAUGAGGUGACGGUCGAGAAUCUCCUCAGAGUGUUGACGGGUCGUAUGGAGCCCUCCGUUCCCCGUUCGAAGCGCCUACUCACGGACGAUCGAUCCAAUAUCUUCGUUUACAUGACGGGGCACGGAGGUGACGAAUUCCUCAAGUUCCAAGACAAUGAAGAGAUCAGUGCGUUCGACAUCGCUGAUGCCUUCGAGCAGAUGUGGCAAAAGAAGCGCUACAAUGAAAUAUUGUUCAUGAUCGACACUUGUCAGGCCAACAGCAUGUUCUCAAAGUUCUACUCUCCCAACAUCCUUGCGACGGGAUCUUCCGAGGUCCAUGAGAAUUCUUACUCUCAUGAGAAUAACUAUGAAAUUGGCGUGGCUGUCAUCGACAAAUUCACACAUUACAUCCUCCAGUUCAUGGAGGGAAUUAACAAGACAAGCCAGGCGUCAAUGAAAGACCUCUUCGACACAUAUGAUUUCAAGAAGAUUGAGUCACACGCGGGCGUGCGCUCGGACCUCUUCAAUCGUCGUUUGGAAGAGACACUGGUGACGGAUUUCUUCGGCGGCAUAGCACAGGCAGAAGUCUUGUCCUCUGCGAUUGAUGAGCCCGUCUUGGAACCCGACGCCCAGCUUAUUUCCUCCGCAGAGGCCGAGGAUGAAUUCGAUAUGGACAUGCCAUUCCUCGGACUUCCAAUAGAAGCAGAAAAUGGUUCUACUGCUAGAGUGCCACCCUUCUCACAGUUCGCAGAGUACAUGGGCCGCUGA
Molecule: messenger RNA, 1134 nt
Organism: Laetiporus sulphureus 93-53
Lineage: Eukaryota; Fungi; Basidiomycota; Agaricomycetes; Polyporales; Laetiporaceae
Exons: 8
Coding region: 1-1134 (377 amino acids)
Biological process (GO): attachment of GPI anchor to protein; protein localization to cell surface; proteolysis
Cellular component (GO): GPI-anchor transamidase complex
Molecular function (GO): GPI-anchor transamidase activity
Source: RefSeq, a predicted model, not a curated record